AUGCCCACCGCAACCACAGUCUUCUCCGUCUUUGCCGGCAUUCUCGCCGUCCUAUCCGUCUACGUCUACUUCUUCGGCAUCCCACCGGCGCUCAAACGCGAGCUCGAGGAAAGGGCCUUGAAGACGAUGGGCGAGAACAAGGCGUCCUACCUCGUCAAGGACCAAAUCAACAAGGUGCCUGCUUCGGACCAGAAAGAAAUCAAGGAGGCCAGGAAGGGCGUCGCAAACCUGGCGGGCGGCACUGUCAAUAACCCGCUUGGCAAGUUCGCUGGCGACGCCGCAGACGAUGCGACCCGCCCUUUUACAGGUCGCUGA
Lasiodiplodia theobromae is the source of this 315-nucleotide messenger RNA. RefSeq lists its product as uncharacterized. The record is from RefSeq and is a predicted model, not a curated record. The transcript is spliced from 2 exons. Lineage: Eukaryota; Fungi; Ascomycota; Dothideomycetes; Botryosphaeriales; Botryosphaeriaceae. The coding region runs from base 1 to 315 and encodes 104 amino acids.